Molecule: messenger RNA, 1845 nt
Organism: Tachyglossus aculeatus (Australian echidna)
Lineage: Eukaryota; Metazoa; Chordata; Mammalia; Monotremata; Tachyglossidae
Gene: SLC35A2
Product: solute carrier family 35 member A2
Biological process (GO): pyrimidine nucleotide-sugar transmembrane transport
Cellular component (GO): Golgi membrane
Molecular function (GO): UDP-galactose transmembrane transporter activity
Source: RefSeq, a predicted model, not a curated record
AUGGUUCCGGGGGGGGCGGCCGGAAGUGGCGAGCGCGCGCGCGGCCGGAAGUGGCGCGCGGUUGCCGAGGAGACGGGCCGGGCCGGGCCUGGCCGGGCCGAGCGGGUGCCAACAUGGCAGCGGCGGGGGCCGGAGGGGUCGGGGGGUCCGGGGGGGUCGGGGGGGGUCGGGGGGCCGGCGGCCGCGGCGGCCGUCACCACAGCCGGGACCGCGGGCGAGCGCGAGCCCGGGGCGGCCAGCGCAGCUCACCGGCGACUCAAGUACAUCUCCUUGGCGGUGCUGGUGGUGCAGAACGCCUCGCUGAUCCUCAGCAUCCGCUACGCCCGGACUCUGCCCGGAGACCGCUUCUUUGCCACCACGGCCGUGGUGAUGGCCGAGAUCCUAAAGGGGGUCACCUGCCUGUUGCUCAUCUUCAUCCAGAAGCGAGGGAACGUGAAACAUUUCGUGCUGUUCCUGUAUGAGGCCGUCCUGGUACAGUAUGUGGACACCCUGAAGCUGGCCGUCCCGUCCCUCAUCUACACCCUGCAGAACAACCUGCAGUACGUGGCCAUCUCCAACCUGCCCGCCGCCACCUUCCAGGUGACAUACCAGCUGAAGAUCCUGACCACGGCCCUCUUCUCUGUGCUGAUGCUGCGCAAAAGCCUGUCGCGGCUGCAGUGGGCCUCCCUGCUGCUGCUGUUCACCGGCGUGGCCAUCGUCCAGGCCCAGCAGGCGGGGGCCGGCGGCGGCGGCGGGGGGGGCGGCGCGGCAGCCCCGGGCCGGGCCGCGGACCAGAACCCCGUGGCGGGGCUGGCGGCCGUGGUGGUGUCCUGCCUGUCGUCCGGCUUCGCCGGGGUCUACUUCGAGAAGAUCCUGAAGGGCAGCGCGGGGUCCGUGUGGCUGCGGAACCUGCAGCUGGGCCUCUUUGGGACCCUGUUGGGGCUGGCGGGGCUGUGGUGGGCCGAGGGCCCGGCCGUGGCCCAGCGGGGCUUCUUCUUCGGGUACACGCCGGUGGUGUGGGGGGUCAUCCUCAACCAGGCCUUCGGGGGCCUGCUGGUGGCCGUAGUGGUCAAGUACGCCGACAACAUCCUCAAGGGCUUCGCCACCUCCUUCUCCAUCGUGGUCUCGACGGUGGCCUCCGUGCGGCUCUUCGGCUUCCGCGUGGACCCGCUCUUCGCCCUGGGGGCCGGGCUGGUCAUCGGGGCCGUCUACCUGUACAGCCUGCCCAAGGGGGCCGCCCCCGCCGCGGCCCCGCCGCCCUCCGCCGCCCGCCGCCCAGACCUGACGGAGCCCUUCCUGCCCAAGCUGCUCUCCAAGGAGAAGGGCUCCUAGCCCCCGGCAGGGAAGAUGCCAUGGUGCCACGAAAGACUUCUGUGCCACAGCCCAGCUGCCUGCCCCCUUGGUUUGGCACUGCCACCCUCAAGUGCCUCGGUAACAGACUUCCUGAUGCCGGCUGUGCCCAGCAGGCCCCCCGCUCCCACCCGCGCUCUUCUUUGGGGAAGCCCCCUCGUCUUUCUCCUCCACAAUCCCGGAGGAGACCACGCUCAGUAUUACAGGGGGGUGCGGGCGUUCAUUCUUAGGUCAGCCCCUGCCCCCCGUAACGCGGAUGGAGGAAAUGCUGGAGAGGCGGGACGAUUGAGUCUGGCCCUUUUCCUUGACUUUGGGAACCCUUCUGUUGGUCCUUCACUCCCGAGGGGUUAAGCCAGCUAGGCUACCGUGGGAUGAAGGAGGGAGAGAGGAAGGGGUGCCUCCGUUCCUGUGUUUUCCCCCAUUUUUCUACGGCCUCGUGUUCUAGUCUUACCCCCAGUUGUAUUUAUUAGGAUUUUUCCCCAGCACUUUUUCAGAAAUAAAUCUGCAUUGCUACCA